GAACGCCCAUCGCACUGUAAAGGCAACUUGGUUUUUUUUUUUAGUUUCGCCCUCUUGAACAACGAUUCACGUGGUCAAGCCUAUUGUAUUCCUUCUGUUACUCAUUUGGUUGUUGUAUUGACAUCAUCAGACUCCUCGUAUGGAUACCAGUGCGGGAGUCAAGAAUGGUCGGAGCUUGUUGCAGGCCGACAGAGGAUGAUCGUAACAGCGCAUCGCUGCUACAUCCUGAGAGUGAGUGUGACGGUAGAGGAAGAAGUUUUCUGAUCUAGAGAUCGAUGAGAAUCCAUUACGGCACCUUCUGACUCGAACGAGGUUGUCUGCAACUCAAGCGCCUGACUGACCAAAAGCAUAUGACAAAACAGCAUCAGUCCACUGCCCUAUUGCUAUGCAUUUCCUACAGCACAAGCCAGUGUGCUCUUGAUAUGCAGCGAGAUGGAAGAAGAGCUGUAAACAGAGGCUACAGCCGGAUACAGCACCAUACAGCAUGAUCCGGUAGCACUGCCUAGGCGCUUUACUGACAUGCUUUAUAAAGUCGUCGUGUUCGUGUCGACGGCCUGGUUUGCUCUCCUCAGCUGUGACGCAAUUUAUACGGCGCGGGUAGUCUCCCUCGUCAUAAUCAAUCUACCGACCAGCAGCAUCAAACAUGGAGAAUGCUGUUAUUUUGCUUAUCGCCACUUUGGCGUUCUUGACUUUGCCCGUAGCGGCCUUAUUUAUUUUCGAAGCCAUCUUGAGCGCUUGGAGAAGCCGGGGCAGUAGGCAGCGGCGCUCCAUACUUCCUGUCUUCGUACUUCCUGGAGGCCCGUCGGUGCAGGCCGUCCCACGCGGCCAAUGGAUCGGAGCAUCCGUUGUCGGAGCCGGCCGAUUCUGGAACACUGGGCCAGCCUUGCCUCGAAAUGGGCCCUCUUUGCCGAUCCCGCUGCAGGCCAUGGUGCGAAUCACGGAGGAGUGUCCGAUUCUCCCUGUCAUCGAGCGCGUGGGCCAGACGGUUGGACCUCCAUCGCCGUACUGGGCCACUUGAUUCCGGGUCUCCGACCAUUUUCUUCUUCGCAUGUCCCAAACAGAGUCAGCCGUUGCUGUGGCCCACUCUGGUGUUGGCCCCGCAUGGAUAUCCCCCGCAUCGGAGAAGGGCG
Messenger RNA from Mycena citricolor, 1130 nucleotides. The record is from the annotation of a GenBank genome assembly. Lineage: Eukaryota; Fungi; Basidiomycota; Agaricomycetes; Agaricales; Mycenaceae.